Molecule: messenger RNA, 2150 nt
Organism: Owenia fusiformis
Lineage: Eukaryota; Metazoa; Annelida; Polychaeta; Sabellida; Oweniidae
Source: the annotation of a GenBank genome assembly
UGGCAUUCUGUUGAAAUGAAGCAACAAUAAAACCUGUUUUCUCAAUAUUAUAGCGAUUGUAGGGAACUAUUUGUCUGUUUUGGGUGCAGGAACAAAAUGCAAGAGAACGUCUAGAUGAUCAAAAGUAGUCGUAGUAGCCGUUCGAUUCAAGUGACUUCCAAAUAAUUUAUAAGAGGGGAUAAUAUCACAAUGACAAAUCAGUUUUCAACAUCUAUUGAAAGAUAUUAAAUAAUCAGGUAUAAUCUUAGAUCUUAAGUAUAAUAAUUUUAACAAUGGAUCGUAUGGUAGCAGAGAAUGAUGUGAGACAAUGUCAUGAUGAACCAAUUAUCAAAGAGGAAAUCAAGGAUUCAUUUGACAGUAUUGCUACCAAUGAUCCUACCUUAUUUGAUAUAAUCAGCCACAAUGAUGUCAAACUAGAAUUAGAUUGUGCUGGUGGCCAAGAAGUGACUGCUUCGAUUGACUAUGAUAAACUAAGUGUUGAAGAAGAGUCAGACUGUAAAGGUGACAACACACUUGAAACUAAUGAUGUCACCUUGCCUGAUAGGACCAGCCCUAAUGAUGUCAAAUUAGAAUUAGAUGAUACAGGUGGUGAUUCAGAGACUUGUGCAAUUGACUACAAUGAACUUAAUAUUAAAGAAGAGGCAGACUGCAAAAGUGAUAAUGUACCCUAUUCUGAUUUUGAUAAUCUACCUGUUCAGUUAGAGGAUAGGGAAUCAGAUGUCAAACCUGAGCUUGGAUGUGUAGUUGGUGAUGAUGUUUAUGCUGCAAGCAUUUGCACAGCAGAGGAAAACUCAUUCAAAUGUUAUCAUUGUGAUAAAUGUUUCACACAUAAAAAGUAUUUGAAACAACAUGUAAAAAUCCAUACUGGAGAAAAACCAUUUAAGUGUGAUCAUUGUGAGAAAUGUUUCAUUCAACAAUCAAAUUUGAAACAACAUACCAUGAUUCACACUGGAGAGAAACCAUUCAAAUGUAGACAUUGUGAGGAGGGUUUCACCCUACAACAUCGUUUGAUACGUCAUAUGAGGAAUCAUACUGGAGAGAAACCAUUCAAAUGUGAACAUUGUGAGAAAUGUUUCACACAACAAAAAUAUUUGAGAGAACAUAUCAAGGUUCAUACUGGAGAGAAACCAUUUAAAUGUGAUCAUUGUGAGAAAUAUUUCACUCAACAAUCAAAUUUGAAACAACAUAUCAAGAUUCACACUGGGGAGAAAUCAUUCAAAUGUAAACACUGUGAGAGAUGUUUCACACUGCAACAUCAAUUGCUACGUCAUAACAGGACUCAUACUGGAGAGAAACCAUUCAAAUGUGAUCAUUGUGAGAAAUGUUUCACUCAACAAUCAAAUCUGAAACAACAUACAAAGAUUCAUACUGGAGAGAAACCUUUUAAAUGUGAUCACUGUGAGAAGUGUUUCACACGACAACACAAUUUGAUAUAUCAUAACAGGACCCAUAAUGGAGAGAAGCCAUUCAAAUGUAAUAAUUGUGAGAAGUCAUUCAGUCUACAAGAUGAUAUGAAACAACAUAUCAGGAUUCAUACUGGGGUGAAGUCAUUUCAGUGUGAACAUUGUGACAAAUGUUUCACCCAACAAAAUGAUUUGAAACAACAUAUCAAAAUGGUUCAUACUAGAGAUAAACCAUUCAAAUGUGAAUAUUGUGAGAAAUGUUUUACAAAUCAAAACAGUUUGAAACACCAUAUCUGGAUUCAUAAGAGAGGGAAACCAUUUAAAUGUGAACAUUGUGAGAAAUGUUUCAGCCAACAAAACAAUUUGAAACGACAUAUCAUGACUCACACUGGAGAGAAACCAUUCAAAUGUGAUCAUUGUGAGAAGUGUUUCAGUGAACAAUACUAUUUAUUGCGCCAUAUCAGGACUCAUACGAGAGAGAAACCAUUCAAAUGUGAAUAUUGUGAGAAGUGUUUCGGACAACAACACCAUUUGACACAGCAUAAUAGGAUUCAUACUGGAGAGAAACCAUUCAAAUGUGAUCACUGUGGAAAAUAUUUCACACGACAAUACAACUUAAAAGAGCAUAUCAGGAUUCACACCGGAGAGAAACCAUUCAAAUGUGAACAUUGUGAGAAGUGUUUCACACAACAAUCCAACUUAGAAAAGCAUAUCAAGAUUCAUGCUGGAAAAAAACAUUCACAAUGA